CUUUCUUUUCGCAACGAAACACACAGCGUCUCCACGACAUGGCUGCAGCGGUGACGAUACAAUGAGAUUUACAACAUGUGUCAGGCUGUGGGUGUCCUUCUGAGCUGAAGCGUUGCUGGAAUAGAAAUGUGGAGCAGCUUUUGUGUGGACUGGCUUUGAGAGUAAAACACAGGCAGAGAAGCACAUCGGUUCUCCACUGGGGAGGACACACCCACUGUCCCAUGUCAGCCGUCUGCAGUCUUUUCCUACGGGGAGGGGAAAGUUAAUCUGAAAGGAUUAUCAAAGUAACGCAUGAAAACACGACAGAACGGCUCUUUCUGUUUCAAAAGUGUUCCUGUGUUCCUGUGUUCCUGUGUUCCUGUGUUCCUGUGUUCCUGUGUUCCUGUGUUCCUGUGUUCCUGUGUUCCUGUGUUCCUGUGUUCCUGUGUUCCUGUGUUCCUGUUUCAAGAACCCAGUCCAGUCUAAGUAAGUGUUUGAGUGUAGUUCAUGUCAAGUAUUGUUUCUAGUUUAGUGUUUAGUUAGUUUUUCAUCCCUGUUUACCCCUAUUAUUAUCUUGUCUUGUUUACACCCCCUCGUGGGUUUUUGUUUUGCGUGUUUUUUGUAAUAAAUAUAUCUUGUUUAACCCCUUCACGUCUGCCUGCGCUUGGGUUCUUCUUUCCUGCCACACACCCGUGACACAUGGGCUAAGUAAACGAUGGCAGAUUAUCAUUACAUGUAUUGUCAAGUUUAGGUUUAAAACAAGCUUAUUGACAGGAUUGUCAUUAGAAAAUGGCCGAGCCAACCGCAGAUGACUAUAGUAAGACGGCCAGCCAACAGGGUCUUUGCAUUCCAGAUAAAAAGUCUCCAAAGGACUCCUGCUGUUCCAAAUUAAAGAUUUUCAUCAUUGCUCUUUCCUUUGCCUACUUCUCCAAAACUCUGUGUGGAUCCUACUUGAAGAGUACCAUCACUCAGAUUGAGAGGAGAUUUGAUCUUGCCAGCUCUGUUGUUGGCCUUAUCGAUGGUGGUUUCGAGAUGGGUAAUUUGCUGUUUAUGGCCUUGGUCAGUCAUUUUGGGGCGGCACUGCAUAGACCUCGUCUUAUAGGGAUAGGUUGUUUCCUUAUGGCCAUUGGAUCAGCUCUAACUGGACUGCCACAUUUCUUCAUGGGGCGGUACAAAUAUGACACAGUACAAGGGUUUGCUAAUAAGUCAAGUAUAGCUUCUGGUCAAAAUCCCAUGGCUCUGAGUGAUUACUCAAAUGUACACAUCCCCUCUUCAGAUGACAUUGUAACAGAAUGUGUAAAGGAUCCGGGAUCAAGCAUGUGGAUCUAUGUGUUCUUGGGAAAUGCUCUCAGAGGAAUCGGAGAGUCACCAGUCACACCUCUCGGCAUCUCUUAUAUUGACGAUUUUGCCAAAGCAGAAAAUUCUGCAUUUUACAUUGCAUGUCUUCAGACUAUCACAUUGCUGGGUCCCAUAUUUGGGUUCCUUCUGGGCUCCUUUUGUGCUAGACUUUACGUGGAUAUUGGAUUUGUCAGUGUUGACACUGUGACCAUCACGUCAAAUGAUGCACGCUGGGUAGGUGCUUGGUGGCUUGGCUUCUUUGUGUCAACUGCCUUCUUACUGCUUGCUGGUAUCCCUUUCUGGUUCCUGCCUAGAUCUUUACCCAAACAAGGGGAAGAGGAGGGAAAAGAAAACUCUAACGUGGAUCAAAGCCACAACAUGGAUUCAAAGAAACUGGCCAGCAUUGCAAAAGGAUUCCUGCCUUCUCUGAAAAGGCUCCUGAGCACUCCCAUAUACAUUCUGUUGCUGUGUGAGAUUGUUCUGAAGUUCAACUCUUUCAGCGGCCUGUUCACCUUCAAAGCCAAAUAUAUGGAGCAACAGUUUGGUCAGUCUACAUCAAGAGCAAAUUUUCUUAUUGGUCAUCUCCUUCUGGUUGCUGAUUGGUCCCGAAAGUCGUCAAUCAUAAUUAACGGUGUGACGUCGAUCUAUCCGCUGCCAGUCAGACUUCCGCUGACGUAUAAAAGGAAAUGAAUGGAUGGCGGUUCUGUUCCUUUUGAACUGCCCUCGUCCCAGUCACUUGGUUUCGUUUCAGUUUAAUGUUGUUUUGUGACCUCUGUUUUAUUACUUUAAUGAUUUGGUCACUUCGUGUGUUAUGUUGUUCUUAUUGUUUAUAUGGAUGGCAUUCGUUCUUUGAACUAUGAUCUUACGCUACAUAAAGUCUACUCCAGGGGUCGGCAACCUUUUUGAAGUGCUGUGCCAUUUAUUUUUUUCAUGGCAACCACUGUGCCAUUUUAACAUCAACGUUUAGUAUUACAUGUAAUUGUACCACAAUAUUAUUAUUUUUUAGAUUGACACUAUUCGUAUACUUAUACUAUAUGGCUAUAAAACACAAAACAGAAAAAGAAACAUUUUGAAUAGACUAUCAUCUUUAUUUUUCAAUAAAACAAAAUUGCACAGAUUUCUUUAAAAAUUGAAACUGUUUAUACAAAACAUUUUGCUCCUUUGAAAGUAAGACAGCAAGAGUAUAAAACACAAAUAGUAUUGGAAUCCAGUUCUAAUGCUGCUUUUUCACAUGUGUUAUAGUUACCUUCUUUAUUUUUAAAAACACGUAUUUGCACAUAUUUCUUUAAUAACUGAAACUGUUACAUAUGUAUAUAAAACAUUUUUAUAGAACAAAAAGCAGAGCAGCAAGAGUUUGGAAAACAAAUAGUACUGGAAUCACGUUUUAAUGCUGCUUUUCAGUGUUAAGCCAAGGAAUACCAGCAUGGCCCAGUGUAGGCUAAUGCAAGAUUAAACAGAUGUACAGUACUUAUAAAUACCAGUUAGUGUGAGCCCUGGUCCUGUUUUCCUUUGCUGAGCUCUGUUAUCUUGGGAGCGUAGUGCGUCACCUUAAGUUUCACGCAUGCUUCGGAAUGAUCAACAGUCAAGCGAUUGCGAGAGGGACAAAGCACAUUGUUCAUGUGUGAAAAUAUUUGCUCGCAGAGGUAUGUCGAUCCGAAAACCGUCAGCAAACCCAAAGCAACUCUUUUGAGACAGCAGAAUUUUUCUGGCAAUGAUGCCCAGCAUGUAAAAAUGCAAGAUCCCUGAUUGUUCACUGCUGUGGUUUCCAACUCCUUGCGGAGUUCUGCAAAUUUUGUCACCCAGAGUGCUGAACUCUUGAGCUCAAUUAGCUGCAUUUCCAUGUCCUGUGUAUCCAUCCACUCUAUCAGAGAUGCAUCGAAUUCGUGUCCAUCGAAGCUCGCAGGCUUAAUCAAAAAAGGGAACAUUGGUCCAUAUUUCCGAAAGUCCCCAAAACGUGUUGUGAACUCCAAUUCGAGUUCGGACAUGUAUUUGGAUAUCUCACUCGUGUUAACGCUGCACUGCGCGGACAGCUCCCGUACAUGUUUGAAAUAUCGGAAUGUGGAGGUAGCGAUAUCCCUUGAGAAAACUGCCAGCUUGUCAAUAAACGCAGCCCAUGUUUCGAACAUGUUCAAAAUGGUGUGUUCUGCACCUUGGAGUCGGAGAUUUAGCUCGUUCAAGUGGCCUGUGAUAUCAGUGAGAAACAUGACUUUCAAAACCCACGUCUCAUCUUCGAGUUCAGUGUAGACUUGGUCUUUUUCAGCUAGGAAGGCUUUAAUACUGUCAAAGCAGCCAACAAAUCUCUCCAGAACUUUACCACAGCUUAACCAUCUAACCGCCGAGUGGAGAGGGAUAUCUUUGUACGUGCAGUCCAUUUCCUCGAGAAGGGACUGGAACUGUCGGUGUGUGAGGGAAGAUCGCUUAACUAUGAAAUUAACGAUCUUUACAACCGUAGCCAUAACGCUAUUAAGAUCUGAAUUUGACAUUUUUGCACACAGGUUCUCUUGGUGUAUUAUGCAGUGUAAUUUCAUAAUGGGGUGACCCACUUUUUCCUCAAUUAAUUUGACAGCUCCUUUCUGUUUGCCAACCAUGGCAGGGGCUCCAUCUGUUGUAAUUGCAAAAAUUCUUCCGAUGUCAACCCCUCGCUCCUCAAAGUGCUCAAAAAAUGCCUUGGCAAUGUCUUCCCCUUUUGUUGUGUCAGUCAUUGAUUUUAAGCAACAGAGUUCCUCUCUUACAUUCGAAUCACAAUAUUUUGCCAUGAUUGCCAAACGUGGUAUGUCAUUUAUGUCCACACUCUCAUCCAGCGCAACACUAAACACCAUUGCAUCCUUCAGCCCAGCUGUUUGCUGCUCAUUGACACUUUCUGCCAUUUCUUCUAUGCGUCUCUGAACAGUUCUGGCUGACAUGGGAAUAUCUUUGAUUCUCGAUAUAAUAGUCUCUUUGUUAGGUAACCCAUCAAACAAGACCUCGGCGCUAGAGAGGAAAGCAUCCUUAAUGUACUCCCCGUCAGUGAAUGGCUUUCC
This is a messenger RNA of Triplophysa rosa, 4337 nucleotides long. Its product is annotated as solute carrier organic anion transporter family member 1C1-like. Gene Ontology annotation, biological process: sodium-independent organic anion transport; transmembrane transport. The record is from RefSeq and is a predicted model, not a curated record. The transcript is spliced from 12 exons. NCBI's taxonomy places the organism in Eukaryota, Metazoa, Chordata, Actinopteri, Cypriniformes, Nemacheilidae. Bases 769 to 2007 code for a protein of 412 amino acids. Gene Ontology annotation, cellular component: membrane.